GUGAGACGCUCCUCUUUCGCUAUCGCUGUUCGACAGGCAGACCUGAUGAGAAAAAUGUGUCAAUUUCUUUUUGGCAGAUUGCUCAUGUUUUCAUCGUCGCGUUGUUCAUUGCAGCAAGCGCCGUCGCCGGUCCUUGCACUCCCCGCUUACCUAUUUCCAACCGCGAUUAUACAAACCCAGCGCUUGGACCAAUUGACGCGCUCAACAACCCUGUGCUCUUCGCUUUCCGCAACAGAACCAACUUCCAAGCACUUGUAGCGGCGGCUGGCUCAUGUAACCCAGGCAAUUUCUUCUGUGCUCCCAAUUGGUGUUGUGCCGAUGGGAAUGUUUGCUGCACAGAUGGAAGCGGGUGUUGUCAGCAUGGUUCUUACUGUUAUCAAAAUGGUUGCAUUCCGAACGGUGGGACCCCCUGUGGUACCGGUCACUAUUGCCAACCAGGAAAAUCAUGCUGUCAGAAUGUCGGUUGCUGCGACCCAGGGUAUUCAUGCGGACCUGACACCUCUUGUUAUCCAUCUGCGACGAGGACUAUUACGAGGACUACUACGUCGACCACUACGUCUACGACUACUACUUCACACCCAGGAGUACCUUGCGGAACUGGAUAUUGCAAUCCAGGCUAUUAUUGUGCUGACAAUGGUUGCAUUCCGAACGGUGGGACCCCCUGUGGUUACGGUCAUUAUUGCCAACCAGGAAAAUCAUGCUGCCAGAAUGUCGGUUGUUGUGACUCAGGGUAUUCAUGCGGACCUGACACCUCUUGUUAUCCAUCUACGACUACGACGACUACGACGAGUACUACGACGACUACUUCGUCUACGACUACUACUACAAACCCAGGAGUACCUUGUGGAACUGGAUAUUGCAAUCCAGGCUAUUAUUGUGCUGACAAUGGUUGCAUUCCGAACGGUGGAACCCCCUGUGGUACUGGCCAUUACUGCGAACAGGGAUUAACAUGUUGCCAACCCGGUGUCAGCUGCUGCAAUCGAGGAUACUCAUGCGGAUCGGAUGGUACUUGUUAUGCAAGCACUUCAACUAUUACGACCACGACUACUACCACGACUACUACCACCCCUACCUCUACCUCCACCACCUCCACCACUUCUUCUACUACUACCACCUCUACGACAGCUACUACCACUUCCAUCAUUCAGACCUCUACGACCACUGCCCCUACUU
Cantharellus anzutake is the source of this 1173-nucleotide messenger RNA. RefSeq lists its product as uncharacterized. The record is from RefSeq and is a predicted model, not a curated record. The transcript is spliced from 12 exons. The coding region runs from base 319 to 948 and encodes 209 amino acids. Lineage: Eukaryota; Fungi; Basidiomycota; Agaricomycetes; Cantharellales; Hydnaceae.